AUGAUUAAAAUAAUACAAAUAAUUUUAAUAUUUCCUAUAUCAGCUGUUCAACAUCCAUUCUAUUCUCAACAACCAUCAUCGUUACAAGCUAUUAAUGAUGAAUUAGUUCCAUUGACAAAUCAAUCUCAAGCAUUUGAUCCAUAUCAAUCAAAUAUUGAUUAUCGUUUUCAAGAAUUAACGAAACGAUUAUCUACUUUAGAAACAAAACUAACUGAAGAUGUAUCAACUGUUCUUUUAAUUUUACAACGUCAAUUUCCAACAAAUAAUUUAACAAUAUCUGUUUCUUCUACUGAAACAUAUAAAACAAAUACUUAA
This is a messenger RNA of Adineta steineri, 315 nucleotides long. The record is from the annotation of a GenBank genome assembly. Lineage: Eukaryota; Metazoa; Rotifera; Eurotatoria; Adinetida; Adinetidae.